GUACGUAAGUCACUAUGUUGUCCCCGAAGAUUGUUCUGAUUACUGGUGCCAACAGAGGGAUUGGUCUGGAGUUUGUCAAACAGUUCCUUCUUCUCAAGUCGCCACCAAAAGUUCUUUUCGCUUGUUGCAGACAGCCGGACACUGCAAAGGAUUUAAAAGGGUUAGCCACAGGAAAUCCGUCAGUGCAUGUCCUGAAGUUAGAUGUGUGUGAUCAAUCUUCAAUUGAUAAUGCCAAGAAAUUUGUGGAGUCGAAAUUGCAAGGCGAGGGGUUGAAUCUGCUCAUCAAUAAUGCUGGAAUCAUCGAUCGCACCAACAUAUAUGAGGCCAGUCGUGAGGAGAUGGCAAAAAUAUAUGAAACCAAUGCCAUUGGACCACUGAUGGUGGUUCAGAGCUUCUUACCCCUGUUGAAGCAAGCAGCAAGAGCCGACUUCUCUGCUCCAAUGUCAUGCAACCGUGCGGCCAUUAUAAACAUAUCAACAACCCUUGGAUCCAUUUCAGAAAACUCUUCCAGCGGAUAUUACGGAUACAGAGCAUCUAAGGCUGCAUUAAACAUGAUCACAACAAACAUGAGCCUUGACCUUAAGGCUGAAGGUAUCCUAGCAACAGCCAUCCAUCCGGGUUGGGUGAGGACAGAUAUGGGCGGGCCAGAUGCCGCGAUUGACACUGUCACCAGUGUGAGAGGGGUAAUGGCUGUCAUGGAGAAGCUACAAGGGGAGGAGGGCACUGGAAAGUAUUACGCAUAUAGUGGUCAUCAGAUUGGCUGGUAGAUGCCAGCUGGUAGAAGAAUACUGGCCAUGUUAUUGUCUCCACAGUGUUACAUUUCCUUGGUUAUGUAUGGUCCUUUUUAUGUCACCAAAAUAAUUUCUAAAUGUUUUACACUCAUGUGUACCUGUUGUCUAUAAGUUAUAAAAAUAUUCUAGGAAUACAUGUAUAUUAUUUAUGUUAAAUACUAUAGUUUCAAAAUAGGCAGUUCUUUGUGCAUUUUCUAUGCUUGAUAGUCGAUAUAUAUAUAAUACAUGAUGAAUAAUUUUGAUAAAUUACACAUUGUGGUCUUUAUUAUCUAUAUAUAUUCUUAAUAUAACUUUUAAUAAUG
Messenger RNA from Dreissena polymorpha, 1093 nucleotides. Its product is annotated as C-factor-like. Bases 15 to 767 code for a protein of 250 amino acids. NCBI's taxonomy places the organism in Eukaryota, Metazoa, Mollusca, Bivalvia, Myida, Dreissenidae. The record is from RefSeq and is a predicted model, not a curated record. The transcript is spliced from 5 exons.